Molecule: messenger RNA, 2184 nt
Organism: Ustilaginoidea virens
Lineage: Eukaryota; Fungi; Ascomycota; Sordariomycetes; Hypocreales; Clavicipitaceae
Exons: 5
Coding region: 1-2184 (727 amino acids)
Source: RefSeq, a predicted model, not a curated record
AUGACCUCGUCUCGGGGAUGGCGCCCGUGGCGCGACGACGAGGAGAUGGCCAAAAAGGACGACGACCUCGCGUUGCCUCGACGCUCCUCCCGGCUCGCCCACGCUGCGGCCUGCUGGAAAGCCGCGCGCGUUCCGCGACGAGCUUGGGUCAAGCGCGUCGUCGUGUAUGCCUUGGUCAUCCUGGCCAUGGUCUACCUCUUCAGCAGAGACGCUUCCUCGGAGCUGGACCCAUACUUUGAAGCGUCACAAGGCUUCUACAAGCAGCAGUUUGACCCCGACCGGCUCGCCGAAGCUGCAAACCGCCUGAGCGCCCCGUCUCGUUCCCGGCAUGCCGCCAAAGAGAAGAAAAAGACGAUGAAGACGAUGAAGCACGGCCAAAAGGAGAGGCCGGGCUCCGGUGUGGCAGCACCAGGCUUGGGGGAGCCGCAGCCGCAGCCGCAGCCGCAGCGAGGAGCCGACUCCAGCCCGGACGGCGACCUGACCAAAACUCUGCCGUGGUACAACGGCCCGGUUGAGUAUCCUCAUCUUGCAGAGUCUCUUGGAGCCAUCAGAUCCACCGGGGGCGCCAUGCUUGCAAACCGCAACGUCUUGUUCGCUGCGGCCAGCCUGAAAAGUGCCUCGUCCCUGCUACCCAUGGCGUGCGAAAUGGCAAAGGAGCGCCAGAAUUAUGUCCACUUUGCCUUUGUUGGCAAGGCGGACAUGGCCUUGCAGGAUCUUGUCGACAUCAACGGCAUCGGAAAGUCGUGUCCCCUUAUUCUUCACGAUGCCAGGCCAGACAACUUUUCAAUAUCUACUCCGUACCGGACCUCAGUAGCCGUCACCAAGGCAUUCUACUUCAUCGAUGCGUUUAUGCACCCGCAAGCCAUCAUCAUUGACUCCAGCAGCGCGGAGGAGGACUACUUCCUCGCCCCUGCCCGGGACCAGAUUCUAGCCACUCAGUCGGCCCUCAUCGAACUGCCAGAGCGUUCAAGAAACAGCCUGUCAUGGAUCUCCAAGCUGGACUCUGCAGCUCUGUCAGCCUGGAACAAACCACGGUUUGAUAUCCUCAUCUACGCGACGCCCAACAGGACUGGCAAUCUCAAGAGACUUCUCCAAUCUAUUUCGAAUGCAGAUCUAGCUGGCAUCCAAACCCCGUCCAUCACAAUCGAGCUUCCUCAUGUUGUCGAUGCUCCGCUGGAAUCCUUCCUGGCCUCGUUUCAGUGGCCUCGUCCCACGCCAUAUCGAGGGCAACAGCCGCAGAUGAUUUCGCUUCGUCGGCGCAUCACACGCCAACGUCUAGACGAGGAGGACAGCUCUGUUCGGUUUAUGGAAUCGUUUUGGCCAACCGAUCCCUCCAACUCGCACGUACUGGUUCUGUCUCCCAACACGGAGGUUUCGACUCAGUUCUUUCAAUACGUCAAAUACUCCUUGCUGCAUCAUCUGCAUUCCAAAACGGCCCUGGUCAACGACGACCAAGAGUACCUGAUGGGCCUCAGCCUGUCGGUGCCGCCUACUCUAAUAGAUGGAACCAGCGCCUUUGCCCUUCCGUCACCUCUGGGCCACCAACAAGGCAAGCCCGGGCAGACUGCCUUCCUUUGGCAACGACCCAAUAGCGAAGCUACCAUCUUCUUGGGCAAAAAGUGGAUCGAACUGCACGGUUUUGUGGCAGAGACGCUGUACCGGAGAAGAUCCAUGUCGGACCCUCCGGCUCUUUUGGCCCAAAAGGAGUCGGGGAAGAUGUACCCUGCAUGGCUCGAAUACGCGCUUCUGCUAGCGCGGUCAAGGGGAUACUUGACGCUCUACCCCAGUCAGCCGACGGCAAGAGCCAUCAUCGGUGUGCACAGUGACGUGCCCAGCCCUCCGGAGGAGUACGAGCUGGAUGCGGGCAACAGGGCGGCGGCGCCGCGAACGAAGAAGUCGGGAGAUGAAGGCAACAAGUACUUUGAGCCGGCGUCUCCCGUCGACACGCUGGAAACACUGCCGGACAACGGACAACUGCCAUGGCCGGGCGAGCUGCCCCUCCUGGCGUGGGACGGGAAGCCCAAGACGGCAGGAGAGUUUCGGGAGGAUGCGCAAGAGUUUCGCGCCUUGUUCCGCCGCGAGGUUGGCGGAUGUGGGAAGAAGGAGGCGGCGGGCGACAAUGACGCGGCGAGGCGGACUGCUGCCGAGGAUCUGUUUUGCGAGGGCAGCAGCAAGCAAGGCUAA